This is a messenger RNA of Chara braunii, 2282 nucleotides long. The record is from the annotation of a GenBank genome assembly. NCBI's taxonomy places the organism in Eukaryota, Viridiplantae, Streptophyta, Charophyceae, Charales, Characeae.
GGGGAGCACUAGCUCAGGUGCCGCCUAUGCUCCACCAUCUUCAGGGGCUCGUCGACGAAGGCGGGGAGAUCGUCGAUGAGCUUGUCAGCAACCAGCGUGGCAAGGUGAAGUCCACCGACAAAAACACUCGUUACUUGUUGAAGAAUGUCAGGGGACUAGCUAGGUGUGCAGAGGGGGGUGAGGAGCAUGUGCAGAGUGGAUCUGAUGCUGAGGAUCCUUUGUCUGAGGCCGUGCCACCACCUCUACCGGGAAGGUCUGCUCCACGGCUAGCUGUUCAGACUCCUGCCACGGACGGUAAGGAUGGGGAGGAGGGUGACGAGGUCCCUGGCGAAACGCAGAUCACUGUCAAGCCUGUCGUGGCAGAGCAGACCACAAUCAAGAAGUUGAUCGACAAUCAAGCUCAGAAGGAGUUGGACAUUGCCUGGGCGGAGGCAAUGUUCAGGGCGGGCAUUCCUUUCAACUUCCUAAACUUCGACACCACGCAAGCUUUGCACGAAACAUACCUGAAGGUUGCAAGUGCAAGGCCAAAGGUCAAGUUGCCUUCCUACAAACACAUGCGGACUGUCAUGGUUGAUUACAUCUACCUGAAGGUGCAGAAAGCAAUCAACACCAUGACUGCAUGUUGGGAGACAACCGACUGCACAUUCAUCACCGUCGGGUCCACAGAUCGCAAGAAUCGGCCGGUGAUGAAUUUCCUUCCAGCGGGGGAGAAAGGAGCAGUUCUGGUCACGACAGUGUUCAUGACGGGGAGGAAGAAGAACGCAGCAGCAUUGGCAAAGUUGUGGGAGCAGGUGAUGCGUGAGAUAGGGCUUCAGCGGAUCAACGCGAUAUGUACAGACAAUGCAGAGGUCAACAAGAAGGCGGCUCAGAUCUUAGAGAGGUGGACCGACAAAGAUGUCGCGAAGAUAUCAUGGGUGCCAUGUGGAGCGCACUGUUGCGGUUUGUUGCUGAAGGACUUGAGCAAUUUGCAAUGGGUGAAGAAGGCAAACACGAUUGUCAAAUUCAUAAGGAACCACCACUCUACGCACGGCCUCAUGAUGACUAUCGACGACUCCUUGUCAUUGCUGCGCCCAACAGAGGUCCGGUUCGGGUCUGUGUAUCAGAUGCUGGGUAGGUUGGUGAACAGGGAGCACGUGCUGAACGAUAUGGUGGAUGAGAAUUAUGGUGCGAGAUGGAGGGCACUGAGGUGGUCCUCAGCAAAGCUGCAAAAGAAGACCGACCUCGUCUAUUACUCAUUGAGGUGUGAGAGUUGGUGGGAUAAGGUGAAAAAAAUUGUGGCCAUCAUGGAGCCGAUGUUCAGUCUGCUCAAGAGAAUGGACAAGGAAGGAGUGUCUCCCACCAACCUUGUGGAGUAUGACGAUCUCAUUGCAAGGAGAUUGACAAAUGUCGUACUCACGAAGAAGGAGCGCGAAGACGUGAUGGCGAAGGUGAAGGACCGCGUGCAGAUGAUGCGGCAACCGGCACAUGCAGCUGCCUUUCUUUUGGAUCCACAAAGGAGACAGCCUGGCUGGCUCAACGAUCCAGACAGUGCACUCACGAUCGCCAUCAGAGUGCUGGGAAUGUGGAGCACAGCAACAUCUGCGGAGCGGAACUGGGCAUCGAUAGACUUUGUCCACUCAAAGAGGAGGAACAACCUCUCACCGGCGUCCUUGGAGAAACUUGUGUACAUUCAUUGGAACAUGCAGUUGCUUUGUGUUCGAACAAACAAGGACAAUGGCUACGUGGAUGUAUGGGGGUCCUUCUUCGAGCCAUUGAUGAAGCCGACAGAGGAGGACCAAUCUCUCGACGAUGGCACAACAGAGAAGACGGUGGACGAAGGGGAGGAGGAAAAGAGGCAAAAGAGGCUGAAGAAGGCUCCGAAAGGACGGAUUCCCCGCGACCUGUUGGAUGAAGACUCGAGCGGGAGCAGCGAGCUUGAGGAUCUGAUAUGGAAGGGGAAAUGUUGGAAUGAGUCUACUUCGGAAGAGAGCAACGGCGAGGCUGAUAUUGGUGAGGACUCCGACUUCGAGUUGGGGGCUGUGCCAACGGUGCCAGCGACUGCUUAUGUCGGUCGGAUGCGCGGGAGGCGAGAGAAGGAGGCAGAGGUGCAGCCUUCAGAACCCGUAGAGAGAGUUGACACGGACAUCGAGUUCUUGAUGCACCGUGUCCCUGAUGGUGACCGUGAUGCGGACGAGGACGAAGCAGAUCGGGGAAAGGCUAUGGCGGAUAGAGAUGCUGCCCUUGUUCAGAUGCGGAUGCUUGAGGACGAGGCUCGGCAUUGAGAAUCAAAGAGCCGCAUCGAG